UUCCUCCUCCUCCUUCUUCCCCCCUCCCCACUCGGAGCGGUUGGUUCUCGCUCCCUUGUAGCUCUGCUGCUCUUGUCUUCUACGGGUCCUGCCCGGGCGCUUGUUGCGUGCUGCCGCCCCGGUUGCGGGGAGAGCAGUGGUUGCCUCGUGCUCCGGGGGUCGGCGCGCGCCCCACGGGGGGGAUUCUCGCCAUGUCGACGGAUGAAGUGAACGUUAUAUGCGAGCAGCUGGUGAGGGCGGUGACGGUCAUGAUGGACCCGAGCUCCACCCAGCGUUACCGCCUCGAGGCCCUCAAGUUUUGUGAAGAGUUUAAAGAAAAGUGUCCCAUUUGUGUCCCAUGUGGUCUGAAGUUGGCUGAGAAAACACAAACUCCUAUAAUUAGACACUUUGGCCUUCAGAUCCUGGAACAUGUUGUCAAGUUUCGAUGGAACAACAUGUCUCGCCUGGAAAAGGUGUUUCUAAAAAACAAUGUCAUGGGGCUGAUAUCAAGUGGGACUCAAAAUAUUUUGGAUGAAGAAAGUCACAUUAAAGAUGUUUUAUCUAGAAUUGUGGUGGAAAUGAUUAAGCGUGAAUGGCCACAGCAUUGGCCCGACAUGUUGAAAGAAUUGGACACCCUCUCCAAACAAGGGGAAACGCAAACAGAGCUAGUGAUGUUCAUCCUUCUUCGGCUGGCAGAAGAUGUAGUAACUUUUCAAACACUACCUCCUCAGAGAAGAAGGGACAUCCAGCAAACACUAACCCAGAACAUGGAAAAGAUAUUCAGCUUUCUACUUAAUACCCUUCAACAGAAUGUGAACAAAUAUCGGCGAAUGAAAACAGAUACUUCCUUGGAGCCAAAGGCCCAGGCUAACUGCAGGGUAGGAAUAGCAGCACUCAAUACCCUGGCAGGCUAUAUUGACUGGGUGGCCAUGAACCAUAUUACAGCUGAAAAUUGCAAACUCCUGGAAAUGCUGUGCUUACUUCUGAAUGAACCUGAACUUCAAGUAGGAGCGGCUGAAUGUCUUCUAAUUGCAGUCAGCAGGAAGGGCAGGUUGGAAGACCGGAAGCCUUUAAUGGUGUUGUUUGGAGAUGUUGCCAUGCAUUAUAUACUCACUGCUGCUCAGACUGCUGAUGGUGGAGGCCUUGUAGAAAAACACUAUGUUUUCUUGAAGAGACUUUGCCAGGUCUUGUGUGCUUUAGGCAGCCAACUAUGUGCUUUAUUGGGCACUGAUUUUGAUAUUGAAACACCAGCCAACCUUGGAAAAUACUUGGAAUCUUUUCUGGCUUUUACAACUCAUCCAAGCCAGUUUCUGCGAUCGUCAACUCAGAUUACUUGGGGAGCCCUUUUCCGGCAUGAAAUCUUAUCCCGAGAUCCUCUGCUUUUAGGAAUGAUUCCCAAAUAUCUCCGUGCUUCUAUGACUAACUUGGUGAAGAUUGGCUUUCCCUCUAAAACAGAUAGCGCUAGCUGUGAAUAUUCUCAAUUUGACUUUGACAGUGACGAGGACUUCAAUGCCUUCUUCAACUCAUUCCGAGCUCAGCAGGGAGAAGUAAUAAGGAUGGCCUGUCGCCUGGAUCCCAAGACUGGUUUUCAGAUGGCUGGGGAGUGGUUGAAGUACCAGCUGUCAACACCUGUGGAUACUGGCCCAAUGAACUCUAGGACUGGAGAAGGCCUAUGUUCAAUCUUCUCUCCCUCUUUUGUACAAUGGGAUGCCAUGACUUUCUUUUCAGAAAGUGUGAUUAACCAGAUGUUUCGAACAUUAGAUAAAGAAGAAAUUCCAGUGAAUGAUGGCAUAGAACUGCUGCAGAAUGUACUGAACUUUAAUACCAAGGAUCCCCUCAUCUUGUCUUGUGUCCUCACCAAUGUUUCAGCACUCUUUCCAUUUGUCAGUUACAGACCAGAGUACUUGCCCCAGGUCCUUUCUAAGCUGUUUUCAUCUGUUACUUUUGAAAUCAUUGAGGAAAGUAAGGCUCCCAGAACUCGUGCUGUGAGGAAUGUGAGAAGACAUGCAUGUUCUUCUAUUAUCAAAAUGUGUCGUGACUAUCCUCAACUUGUGCUGCCUAAUUUUGACAUGCUUUAUAACCAUGUAAAGCAGCUGCUUUCCAAUGAGCUGCUUCUGACACAAAUGGAAAAGUGUGCCCUUAUGGAAGCCCUGGUCUUAAUCAGCAAUCAAUUCAAGGACUACAAAAGGCAGAAAGUUUUCUUGGAGGAGCUAAUGUCACCAGUUGCCAAUCUCUGGCUUUCUGAAGAGAUGCAAAGAGUGCUUUCAGAUGCUGAUGCUUUUAUUGCCUAUGUGGGUGCUGAUAACAAAAUCUGUGAACCAGGCUUGGAAGAUGCCAAUGGUCUAAAUCGUUCACGAAUAAGUUUUUGUGUGUACACCAUUUUGGGAGUUGUGAAACGGGCUCGCUGGCCUACAGACUUGGAAGAGGCUAAAGCUGGAGGAUUUGUGGUUGGCUAUACUCCAAGUGGAAAUCCAAUCUUUCGUAACCCUUGCACCGAGCAGGUCCUGAAACUUUUCGACAAUUUGCUUGCUCUUAUAAGAACACACAAUACUUUGUAUACACCAGAGGUAUUGGCUAAACUGGGAGAUAACUUCUCAAAGGCUUUGGAUAUGCUUGAAGUAGAAAAGAAUGCCAUCCUAGGACUUCCUCAGCCUCUCCUGGAACUCUAUGACUCUCCUGUCUACAAAACAGUGUUGGAACGAAUGCAGGGUUUCUUUUGUACUCUCUAUGAGAAUUGUUUCCAUAUCCUAGGGAAAGCAGGCUCUUCUAUGCAGCAAGAUUUCUACACUGUUGAAGACCUUGCCACCCAGCUUCUUAACUCUGCCUUUGUCAACUUGAACAGCAUUCCUGACUACCGACUCCGACCCAUGCUUCGGGUUUUUGUGAAACCUCUGGUGCUAUUCUGCCCUCCAGAGCAUUAUGAAGCCCUUGUAUCUCCCAUCCUUGGACCCCUCUUCACCUAUCUGCAUAUGAGGCUUUCCCAGAAAUGGCAAGUCAUCAACCAGAGGAGUUUACUGUGCGGUGAAGAAGAGACUGCAGAUGAAAAUCCAGAAUCUCAAGAGAUGUUGGAAGAACAAUUAGUGAGGCUUCUCACUCGUGAAGUUAUGGACCUGAUCACUGUUUGCUGUGUUUCAAAGAAAGGUGCUGAACACAACACAGCUACCAAUAGCACCACCACCAAUACCAACACCCCAGCUGAUGGAGAGGAUGAAGAGAUGGUUUGUACAGAAGUAGCCCCCUCAGCCGUGGCUGAGCUUACAGAUCUGGGCAAAUGUCUCAUGAAGCAUGAGGAUGUGUGUACAGCAUUGCUCAUCACAGCCUUCACUUCCCUAGCCUGGAAGGACACCUUAUCUUGCCAGAGGACCACCACUCAGCUCUGCUGGCCUCUGCUUAAACAAGUCCUCUCGGGAACACUCCUCUCUGAUGCAGUAACAUGGUUUUUCACCAGUGUGCUAAAGGGUUUGCAGAUGCAUGGGCAGCAUGAUGGUUGUAUGGCUGCACUUGUUCACUUGGCCUUCCAGAUAUAUGAAGCAUUGCGCCCUAGGUACGUAGAGGUGAGAGUUGUGAUGGAACAAAUCCCAGAAAUACAGAAGGAAUCUCUGGACCAGUUUGACUGCAAACUACUGAAUCCUACACUGCAGAAAAUUACUGAUAAGCGCAGAAAGGAUCACUUCAAACGCCUCAUUGCUGGCUGUAUUGGGAAACCUCUGGGAGAACAGUUCCGUAAGGAAGUUCACAUUAAGAAUCUUCCAUCACUCUUCAAAAAACCAAAGCCGUUGCUGGAAUGUGAUGUGCUGGAAAACGAGGAUGGAUGCUUGAGCACCAUCUUUGAACCCUGAUAUGGCCAUUUGAACAAUUUUCCCAGGCCUUCAUUGUCAUCUCUUCUCCUUCCCCCUCAUAGCUAACCUGUAGCUCUAUCUCCACUGCCUCAUCUUCCAGUGCUGACCUGGAGAAAGAACCAGGCUUGGAGAUGGAGAGCGAAUGACUGGCUCCAAGAAGUGGCCAGAAGCAGUUACAUUGAUGUCAUUUUCAAGGGAGUUAGGACUUACAUUAUUCUGUCUAGUUCUCCCAAGAUGUCUCCCAAACCACUGAAGAGCUCCAUGUCUGGGCAUUUUCAAGAGAAGCCAUGAGCAGAACUGUAGUUCCUUGUUGUCAUUUUUCCCUUCUCCCUUUCCAAGUACCCUCUUCGCAGCAUAUAUAGAAUAUGGGAUUGGGGUUUCUGUUCCACUGGUUUGCGGCUGACUGCAGGCGCAGAAAUGGAUGUAUAUGCCCAUUCUUGAUAGCUUCACGCCAUGUGCUGGGGGGAGGAGCAAUGUGAGGCAGAUCUAUUUGGGUUUCUAUUUAGUUGCUAGAUUGGGAUGGUAAAUGAAAUGCAUGUAUGGCCAACUCAUCUUGACCCUUCGGAGGGGUAUAGACAUCAUAGCUUACAAGUAGCUAUGGCCAAGGACAAGAUCCCUUCAGAAAUUGGCCAAAUCUGAGUCCUCACCUCAGGACCCUGUAGCUUCCCUAUGUGAAGGGGAAGCCUUCCCAUCAUUCAUGAGAAUGACAUCUACUGUUUAUUACUAAUGACUAGAUGACAUUCUCUCAUUAGCAAGGGUUCCUCAGGAGCAACAGCCACAAUCUCUAACCAAUUCACUUGAUGCUCGGGUGCUUUGUGGGCACCCAAGAUUAUUGGACAGAAUUAAGCAGCAUCUAUUCCUAGGAGCUGGCUAAGCUUAUUAGCUUUUUCUCCCAUGACUUGGUCCUUAUAGCUUGGUUUCCAAGUAUCCUAGUUCAGGUGCCUUUAAUAAGUUCAUGGCUUCUGAAGUUCCAACUGCCUACAGGACAUUUUCCUCAUAAAUACCAUCAGUCAUGGCUCAUUAGAGCUGCCCAGUUUUGAAAACCCCAUUCUAGGGUUAUAACAAAACACCCAGGCCACCUCUAAAAUCUAAAUCUAAAAUGAGCUGGAAAUGUAUUUGGCAAGGAUUCUGUAGUUCAUGGACCCAUAGAGGAACAAGAGAAAGCUGGGAAAAUGUCUCAAAUCCAGUGUGUCUACCUGUAUUGCACAAACUUCCUGUCCUCUACACACACAUUCAAGUAUUCUGUUGUAGUAUUUUAAGUUUUUCUGUUGACCACAAAGGCAGUUUGGGAACAUGCCUUCUACUAGCUUUGACUACUGCCUCAGUGGAACUCUUUAUACUUGUGUGUGGUUGGGGCCAUGAAGGGAACAGUUGUAUUUAUUGUGUUGUGAUAAUUUUUAACAUCUUGUGAUUUCAUGUUAGUUUUUUUUUUAUUGUUUUUAGAGGCUUUUUGUAGAAACAUUAACUGAGGCACAUUUCUGCAUGUCAGUAAAAAAUCUGAGUUUGA
This is a messenger RNA of Sarcophilus harrisii (Tasmanian devil), 5325 nucleotides long. It is a transcript of the gene XPO5, whose product is annotated as exportin 5. The transcript has 32 exons. NCBI's taxonomy places the organism in Eukaryota, Metazoa, Chordata, Mammalia, Dasyuromorphia, Dasyuridae. The record is from RefSeq and is a predicted model, not a curated record. Gene Ontology annotation, biological process: protein export from nucleus; RNA export from nucleus. Gene Ontology annotation, cellular component: nucleus; RNA nuclear export complex; cytoplasm. Gene Ontology annotation, molecular function: RNA binding; nuclear export signal receptor activity; small GTPase binding. The coding region runs from base 192 to 3818 and encodes 1208 amino acids.